AUGUUCUAUCGGAUGUAUCUCUCAAGCCUCUGUCAACGUCGGCAAUGGUCCGAUCCCGUCUAUGAACCCUACCACACGCGCAGCGGCUACUUCUGCAAGGCCAUCGUCAACAACCGGGAGUAUGUCACAGAUCAUCCGUACGAGACAGAAGAGCUGGCACGGGAUGCAGCAGCGAUGAACGCCUUCAUGAUCUGCCGCAGUUUCUCAUCCAAUGAUGGCUACUAUCCCGGCCAACGACCCGGGCAGCGGUCGGCCAAUGGCGUUGCUCAAGGCGUGCCGGUGCCGAUCGGUAGCGGGAGGAAAGUCAAAGUCAAUCGGAUAUCGGCCAGCAGCUACGACAGCAACGCCUCUGACGAGAGCACGACGAGUGGUGAGACCAGCCCCACGAAGAGCGAGGAAGACGUCUUCGAGGACCAGAUGCGUCAGGCUGCUGGCGGGGCGUUCGAGAACCAACUGCGACAGGCUACGCCGCACAUGCCGAAGCCGGUUGCGAGGCAGCGGAACGAUGUCGAGCAUCAGUACAUCUAUCGCAUUGCAUUACCAGUAGCUAGAUCGCAGCUACCGGCAAAAACACAACUAACAGCAACAAAUUCUCAGCCUGUUCCAAAAUGCAUGGCACUAUCGAGCAAUGGUUCCGAAUGCCCACGAGUGCCCACUCACCACAGCUACAAGAACUGUUCGAAGCACCACGGAGAGAAACAAGGGCUCCACAAACGAUACAAAGCACGGCAAGCAAGCUAUGAGGCCAUCCACACCGACGAUAACACAACGGCCACGGAUGAUCUGAGACGCAAGCUGGAAUUUGGUCGUGAAGUACUGGAGCUCCGGGAUGAGACCAACCGCCGAUUUUACAAUACUGAAGCAACGAAUCGUGGCCAUAUCAGAUGGAUUCUGAAGUUGAAGCACGAACUACAGACCUUGGAAAAUAAGAUCAAAACGGCAGAGCCCACUCUAGAAGCGAGAGAAGAAGCUCCGAGUGUCUACCGCUCUCUCUUGGAUCCCAAAGUGCCUGAGUCGGAACUUGCGCAUCUGCCGCAAGAUAGUCCUGUGCGGGUCCUGAGGACAGAAAGAAAGAAGUUUAGAGAUGCGAUGAUCUCGCGGAUCUACGAGCUGUAUCCGUCACUGAACGACUCACAGAACACCGUCGCAGACCCGGAUACUGGGUCAAAGCGACAACCGGGCACAGGAGACUUUGUCAUCCGCUACGUCUUUCGAGAGUAUCUGCUGUUCCGGGCUGACAGCGACGUCCUCUAUCUGGCAAGCAAAGUCAACGGCAUCGAUGAAUUUCUCAGAGACUACUCUUGCGGUGACUUGCACGAGUAUAUCAAGUUUUGGGAGAGGCGUGGUGAGAAAGAUACUCUAUGGCUUCUACGUGACGCUAUUUGCGACUACUUAUUACCUCCAGACGCUUCCUCGAUAUUGGGAAAGCCGGUGGCGACUGACGACGAGCAGAGAACGAUGACACGUGAAGCAUGGGACAUCCUCUGGGUGUGCUUCUCUGAUCUGUGCCACUGGUCCAGCUUUGAACUAUUUUGCGGAAACUUCGCCGACUGCUGCCUUGUUAAGAAGCUCAUAGCUUUGGGCAGAUUUGGGCAAGGAGAGCAAGGUCUAUUAAAUGCCGGAGACGACAUCUCGCAGAAGUGUCAGCUUGCAGUUCUACAAGGCUUUAUCGCCAUCGCGAAGCGCCAGUCGGAUCCUGGCGAGCCCACCAUAUUAAUUCUGGAUGAGGUCAAGCACGACAUUCAAGCCCGCUGCUACGUCGUUGGAAGGAUGGCGAAAGAUCUUCCUCUCGCAGACAAGCUCAUCCAAGCACUGCUCAGGCGGGUUGCGAGAUACAUCGUCGUUGUCUGCAAUGGUACAAAACCUUAUAGCUUCCAGUCAAGCGAACCCGUUCACGCCAAUGCGCCGGAGGAAGAUGCAUGGGUCAGGAAGAUCAGGCCUGUAUCCGAUAGAACAGAGGGCGACACAGCGGAGUGGAAGAUAGACUGGACUAUCGAAGGUAUCCGGAGUGAUAUGAGAACAAUCACCAAUAUACGCGAUCGAAACAUGCGCUACGACUGGUUCGAGAUCAUCAUCAUCGACCGCACGCCCAAUCGCCCUUUCACGCUCCUCGACGAGGUGGCAAGGUUGCUCCUCGAACUUUCAGGAAGUUCAUUCGAAGAGAUCGUUAACAGCAUAGUCACUGAGCACUAUCCAGAGGACGAACAGCAGCAGGUUCUUUCCGCAAUCACCUUUCCAGACCGGGGUUCCGUACUCACGGUUUCAGCCUUACACUAUGAAGGCUCAAGGAUCAGGGCAUGGGAUGAUGCCAAUGAUACACGACUACGAAGAAUCGUCGACAACAUGGAAGCCAACGGAAUCGUCUCAGCUAUCACAGAGUUCGAACAGCCGCAAGCCCGUCCCGUCGUACUGCCAGGAGCAGAUGGAUUAGCGGACCUCUACUUCGACUAUGACCACGGUCCCAUCGACCAAGCCGCUCUGCAACGAUCAGUCGUGAUGGCUGCAGAUGUACCACAAUCCAGCCAUGCCCUACUCGACUUCGCCAUCAGGCAACAUGCCAAAGCUCCCAACUGCAUCUUCACCCGCGGCAGGAUCCACCUCCAUUACUGCGCCUGGCCAAUGCCGGCCUUGCCACGCCACGACCUUCUCCCGAACUUCUGUACUGUUGUAGGUCGCAUGUACCGCUGGAAAUACCUACCUUUCGACUGGCCGCUGGUUUCUCAUUGCUGGCAAUACAUGUUGCAUAACGAGAUGGGUAGGCGCUUUCCCUUUGUGUGCUUCUUCCGAACAACUUUCGUCAUGUAUGCUGCGGAUGUGGUAGAAGCGGAGAGGAAUACGGCAGCUAUGCUUGAGGUUGCGAAGAAGCAUGGCUGGAAGUUGUCGAUCCCGCCUCCGGAGAGUUGGACUAGCGAUAUCAGUGAACUCGGUCUCGAUAGGUUGUGGGAAGGCAUUAUGCCGCGGUGA
Molecule: messenger RNA, 2964 nt
Organism: Saxophila tyrrhenica
Lineage: Eukaryota; Fungi; Ascomycota; Dothideomycetes; Mycosphaerellales; Extremaceae
Exons: 4
Coding region: 1-2964 (987 amino acids)
Source: RefSeq, a predicted model, not a curated record